Messenger RNA from Leptopilina heterotoma, 3111 nucleotides. Its product is annotated as integrin beta-PS-like. The coding region runs from base 397 to 2865 and encodes 822 amino acids. Lineage: Eukaryota; Metazoa; Arthropoda; Insecta; Hymenoptera; Figitidae. Gene Ontology annotation, cellular component: integrin complex; cell surface; focal adhesion. The transcript is spliced from 10 exons. The record is from RefSeq and is a predicted model, not a curated record. Gene Ontology annotation, biological process: cell adhesion mediated by integrin; cell migration; cell-matrix adhesion. Gene Ontology annotation, molecular function: integrin binding.
GAAGAAGAGAUAAAAAAGAAGCAGAGAUUGAAGAAGUAGAAGAAAAGAAAGGUGCUGAAGAAGGAGACUCUCGUUUGAGUUUUGUAUAUGAAAACUCUUCAACCAUGUUGUGCCAUUCCUUUUGUGAAUGAACUUGAAUCAACUAUAAAGAGUUGCCUUCACUGGUUUUGCCUUCUGUAAUCAUUACGUCGGCGGUUUGUGGAUGGAGAGUGUGAGCAAGAAGAGUGAGUCUCGUUCUGGCGGGUGGGCUGGUGACUCGCCUCAAUAGUGUGUGUAACUCCAUUCCUGGGUUACCUUUUAUGGUGAUCUAUAUAUAACGAAAAACACAAGUUUGUGAAAGUUUGUCGCUUUCAAAAUUUACAGUGCUUUUAGUUUCUUUUUUUUUCUAACGAUAAAAUGAUAAAAAUGUGCGGUAACUGGAAAUGGAGAUUCGUAACACUAGCAAUAAUAUGGAUGAUGUGUGUGAAGGUGAAGUCGCAAUCGGGAACAAAUAUCUGCAUCAGCAGACAAACCUGUCACGAAUGUAUUCAAACGCAAUUCUGUGCCUGGUGCAUGAAACCUGAUUUAAAUGAGCGGCGAUGUUUCUACGCACCGGGUACGAAUAUAUCGAAAUUCUGCGAGGAGGAAUAUGUCUUUUAUCCAUCGAAUAUAUUUAGCAUAAUACAAAAUCGUAAUUUAAGUUCUGAGAUGCAUUAUUCAGAGUCAACAUUCACGGAAACUGAAACAUAUGAUUCGCAAUUUAAUGCGACUUGUUGCGGUGCCGGAAAACACGAUGCAGUUCAGAUAGCGCCUCAGGAAGUUAAUAUAAAAGUCAGAAUCAAUCAAGCGCAGAAAGUAAGAUUUGCAGUUUCCCAGGCUGAGGAUUAUCCAGUGGAUCUUUAUUAUCUUAUGGAUUUGAGUAAAUCGAUGGAGGACGAUAAGGAAAAACUCUCCGAUCUGGGGGAUCUUCUUGUCAGGGAAAUGAGCAGUCUCACUAGCAAAUUUCGAUUGGGAUUCGGUAGUUUUGUCGAUAAAGUCGUAAUGCCCUAUGUGAGCGUCGUACCACAGAAACUUCUCGAGCCGUGUUCAAAAUGUGCUGCUCCGUAUGGUUACAAACACAUCAUGUCACUUUCGGACGAUACGAGCCGAUUUUCUGGUCUGGUGCGUAGUGCCUCAGUUUCCGGAAAUUUGGACGCACCCGAAGGAGGUUUCGACGCAAUAAUGCAGGCAAUUGUUUGUAAAGAUCAAAUCGGUUGGCGUGAUCGAGCCAGAAGACUUUUGGUUUUCUCAACGGAUGCCAGUUUUCAUUUUGCCGGCGAUGGAAAACUAGGUGGAAUUGUAAAGCCAAACGAUGGCUUGUGUCACUUGGAUGCCUUCUCUGGAAUGUAUACGCACUCAUCGAUUCAAGAUUAUCCGAGUAUUUCGCAAAUCAAUCAAAAAGUAAAACAAAAUGCCAUCAAUGUUAUUUGGGCAGUAACGCAACGAGAAAUGGGCACUUAUUCGAGAUUAUGUUCGCAUGUCGAGGGAUCUUCGGCUGGUGUUUUGUCAAAUGAUUCCAGUAAUGUUGUUGAAUUAAUUAAAGAGCAGUACAAUCAAAUUAGAAGUACGGUGGAAAUUCGUGACACGUCUAUCAGUGAGGCUGUUAAAAUUAAAUACUGGUCACAGUGUCUCAAUAAAAAUGGAGAACUCGUGGAGACAAUGAAGUGCGACAAAUUGCAAAAGGGCGAUAAAGUUGAAUUCAUUGCUGAAAUUACUGCCACUCAUUGUCCGAAAAAUCGUUCUGAAUGGAAUCAAACAUUUAUGAUUUAUCCGGUCGGCAUUAAUGAAUCUCUGAGAAUAAAUUUGGAAAUGAUUUGCGAUUGUGAUUGCGAACGACCGGAUCACUCGACUUAUGAGAUAAAUUCACCAAAAUGCAGUUACAGUGGAACCUAUAAAUGUGGAACUUGCGAAUGUAAUCCUCUCAGUUUUGGAAAACGAUGCGAAUGCAAUACUGCGACAAGCGAUCCUUACAAUAUGCAAUCUUGUAAGCGUGAUAACACCAGUUUAGUCGAUUGUUCAGGUAGAGGAGAAUGUACCUGCGGAAUUUGUGAUUGCAACCGUCCCAGUGGUGAAUACGUGAGAAUAUGGGGCGAUUUUUGUGAAUGUGACAAUUUUUCAUGUGAUCGUCGUGACAAUAAAUACUGUUCUGGAAACGGAGAUUGUGACUGCAAUGGAGUUUGUAAAUGUUAUUCGGGCUGGUCUGGAAAAGCAUGUGAAUGCAUAACAUCAACCGACACUUGCAAGCGACCAGGAUCUAAUCUUAUAUGCUCAGGAAAAGGCGAUUGCGUUUGUGGUCAAUGCGUGUGCCGCGUAGAGGACGAAGUUCGCUACUCGGGACUUUAUUGUGAAAAAUGCCUAACAUGCAAAAAUCAAUGUGAAGAACUAAAACCAUGCGUUAUGUGUCAAAUGAAUCACACAGGCAAUAUUACUGCCGAGGAAUGUGCGAAAAAUUGCACAAACAUUAAUGUUGAGGUUGUGGAAAAAAUCGAUAAAACUCUAAUCGAGAAUGAUGAGACGAUUUGUUAUUUCAAGGGCGACGAUGAUUGUACAUAUGUUUAUCUUUAUUAUUACAAUGAGACAAAAUUGGUAAUUCAAUCACAAAAGGAACCCGAUCAUUGUCCGCCAGUGAUUUAUUUACUUGGUGUUGUUCUUGCUGUCGUGGCGGGCAUUGUUUUGACAGGUGUCGCAAUGCUGGCCACGUGGAAAACUUUUGCAACAAUCAAGGAUAAACAGGAAUUCGCCAAAUUCGAGAAGGAGAGAAUGAUGGCCAAAUGGGACGCGGGAGAAAAUCCAAUUUACAAACAAGCAACUUCAACAUUCAAAAAUCCAACUUACGCUGGAAGAUGAUCUCGAGGAUUUCAAAUCAGAAUUUGUAUAUGAAAGGUUUGUAUACAAAUUUCCGAAAUCAGUAACAAUCAUUAAUGAUAAAGAAUUUUGAAGAAAUCCUAUUGGAACAAUAAAAAAAAAUUAUCAAUGUUCUUGCGAAUCAGAUUCGCAAUCGCAAAUAUAAAAAAUUAGUAAUUUUUUCGUGUUCGCAAAGAAAAAAUUAGAAAUCUUGCCAUGAUUCAUAAAAGAUAAAUGAUAAAGAUAAGA